Messenger RNA from Chaetomium strumarium, 2145 nucleotides. RefSeq lists its product as uncharacterized. The record is from RefSeq and is a predicted model, not a curated record. Gene Ontology annotation, biological process: microtubule-based movement. NCBI's taxonomy places the organism in Eukaryota, Fungi, Ascomycota, Sordariomycetes, Sordariales, Chaetomiaceae. Gene Ontology annotation, cellular component: dynactin complex. The transcript has 2 exons. Bases 143 to 1834 code for a protein of 563 amino acids.
CAAGAAACAGUUUCCCGCGUUUCGUGAAUUCUUGAGCCCAAGACGCAAAACAGGAACCCAAAUUCCCACUACUUUUGGCUAGCAAGGAUUCCAGUUAGAGAAACCUGAUUUAUGCCGUCCUAGGUCACUUCCUGGGUACAAGAUGUCAGCGCCGGCGGGCUCCGCACCGCUUCCGCAUCGGUCGGUCGCUAACAUCCGGUCGCCGUCGGGAGCGAGUGGGCCGUCAACGCCGCUGCGGCCGAUCCCGUCCAACUUUGGGUCGCCAUCUAGCCUCCGUGCCGACGAGGAGAUAAUCAUCAUUGAGUUUGGCACCCGGAAGCUGCAGGUUGGGUUUUCAGGGGACCCGGCACCUAGAGGAUGCAUUUGGUUCGGCCCAGACCAGCAGCGUCGGGUUGGUGAUUUCCGAGACUGGCAGACAGAUUACCGCUAUGACUGGAGGAGCGCGGCUGCUGGCGGGCUGUGGGGGAAGGAUCACGAGCUAUGGCAGUAUGAUGUCCGGGGCGCGGACCUUGGACUGGUCGGCGAUAGGAUUGAGAGGGCUCUGAGGGAGGCGUUCACUAAGUACUUGCUCAUUGACUCGCGGCCACGAAGGAUGGUCUGGGUUCUGCCUUCGUCCCUGCCCAUUCCAUUACUGUCGGCAGCCCUGUACAGCGUCUUCAGUCGAUUCCAGCCGCCAACUGUCUCGUUGUUGUCGUCUCCGCUUGCCUUGGCUGCUGGAGCUGGAGUACGAUCAGCACUAGUCGUGAAUCUCGGCUGGUCCGAGACGGUGGUCACCAGCGUCUACGAGUACCGGGAAGUAGGCUCCAGCAGAAGCAUUCGCGGAGGCAGGAUGCUUGUGGAGCAGACACACAAACUCCUGGCAAAACACCUCCCCGACGGUCGAGGAGACCAGGAUAGCAACCAAGAGUAUGUUCUGAGCUUUGAAGAGUGCAACGACAUCACCACCCGCAUGGUGUGGUGUAGACCUCGCCAGUCAUCUCGUCCCGACCAGCCAUCUUCCGAUGCUUUGGCGACUGUUCAUGAGCAAGAUGAAACAGAAUCGGAGGGCGUCCAGCCGGGGCACAGGCGUGGCCCGGUGGUCAUUCCCUUGAAGUCGUGGCUCUCGCCAACGUCGCUGGAGCUCCCGUUCGAUGCCCUUGCCGAACCAUGCGAGAACACGUUCUUCGACUCCCAAUAUUCGCACACCAGCUUUGAUGAUCACGAAUUGCCGUUGCAUCUUCUCGUGUACCGCAGUCUACUCCAGCUACCCGUCGAUGUCCGGGCACUCUGCAUGUCCCGCAUCAUCUUCACCGGCGGAUGCUCAAAUGUGCUUGGGCUUCGCAAGCGAGUCUUCGACGAAGUUGUAGAAAUUGCCCGGCAGCGGGGCUGGGAUCCAGUGCAGGGCAAGGGCGUACAGCAGUUCCGAACGAACCCGAAUCUGAAGAGGGGAGGAACGCGCCAAGCGGGUGAGGGACCGGUGGGCGUCGUGUCACAGCCCGGUGCUGGUGAUGAGCAAGACGGCGUUUGGCACGAUGCAGCCAACACGGUGCCAGAACCAGACCCCUUCGAGGAGCAGCUGAAGAGAGGGAUCGACAAGAGACCCCGGGUUCACGGCGAGAUGAGGGCCGUUGAGUCAGUGGGUGCAUGGAGCGGCGCGAGCUUGAUCACCCACCUCAAGGCGUCAGCUCUGGCCACGGUCGACCGCGAGGCUUGGCUGCAGCAUGGAGCUGCCGGGGCGAGCAAGCCAGAAGAUGUGGACCACAAGACACAGAGACAGAGCUUAGGAGCUGGCGGGCUGAUGAGAGGGUCCGCUGCUGGUUCCACUUGGACGCUGGGCAUCUGGGGCGCGACUUAAAUCCCAUUGCGGGAAGUGUGAGAGAUGGUGAUUGUGCUGUUAAUGUUGCGGGACGUGGAAUGGAUGGAUGGUAUACCAUUUGGGACCCAGCAGUCGAAUCACACUCAUUCAACGGGAAGCUGUCCAUUGCGUGUUGGGGGGAGUGUGUUUCAUGGGCAAUGGGGUGCUGGUUGCUGCGGCGAUCAAAGAGCAUCGCAUGUUUAUACCCCUGACGUACCUUAUUAAGUGACGCUACUUUACCAACUUGAACUGUAAAUCCCAAUGCCAACUGGGGCUCCUAGUCUAGUCGGCAAGCAACUCGCUGCUCCUUC